AUGUCUCAGUGGCCGUGGUCACGACAGGCCGAGAAGCAGGUGCUGGCUAGCGUGGUGGCCAUGGCGGCAGCGCAGGGAUACGGCGGCGGUGGUGGCGGCGGCGGCGGUGGCGGCGGGGGGCGGUUCAUCCCCAUCGUGAAGGACGACCGCACGCAGAACGCCUACGGCGAGAACACCUUCGAGUUCGAGGCCGCCAACGGCAUCGUCCGCUACGAGUCCGGAAAAGAAGACAACGGACACGUGCAGGAGGGAGGCUGGAGGUACCAGGCGCCAGAGGGCAUCCCUGUGGAGAUCACCUUCGUGGCCGACCAGGGGGGGUACCAGCCCCAAGGGGCCCUGCUCCCCGUGGCCCCGCCUCUUCCCUACCAGAGGACGCAGUCCUUCGGAGGAGCAGCAGGAGGCGGAGGAGGAGGAGGAGGAUAUGCGUGA
This is a messenger RNA of Penaeus indicus, 429 nucleotides long. Its product is annotated as pupal cuticle protein 20-like. Lineage: Eukaryota; Metazoa; Arthropoda; Malacostraca; Decapoda; Penaeidae. The record is from RefSeq and is a predicted model, not a curated record. The transcript has 3 exons. Bases 1 to 429 code for a protein of 142 amino acids.